AUGAAGCCACCGGCUCGAUCCCAAAACCGCAGUGACUCGCAGGCCGCGUCAAAGGACCAGAAAUCUAACCUAGAGACUCAGACCUCGUUGGCGCCACCUCCACGACCGGGUGCGCCUACUGCGUCUGAUACUCCGGACUACUUCAAUUCCAUGCACAAUCCUUUCUCCCUCGAGCCCAAUCCAUUUGAGCAAUCCUUUGGAGGGAAUCCGGCCGACACCCCAGGCAAAUCGCUUCUUCCCUCGGUGGCUGCCCUGACUUCACCGGCCUUACCUGGCACCAGUUCGUCAAGUGGUUACAAUUGGAACAACUCCCUACGCGCGGGUCCUCUCAGUCCGGCUAUGCUCCCCGGGCCCACUGGCCCCAAUGACUACUUUGACAGCAUCGGUCGCGGCUUCCCUACCCCGAACGAGUCCUCCCUCCGCACGGGACUGACACCGGGGGGUGGAGGCUCUAUGUUCCCGGCCCCCAGUCCCAACUCACAGGCGCUCUUGCAACAACUUCAGAACGGUGGCGCCACUCCUUCCACCAUUGAUUUCCACCGCACCGCACUUACAGCGAAGAAGAACAAUUCAAAUGCUCCCACCUCCAACCCCAAUGAGCAGGACCAGGCGGCUGUCAAUAUGGAAGUAAAGCCAGCUCGGCCGGCUGACUUCACUCAGCAUGACGCGGCAGAUGCGGCGAACGGACUGUUCAUGCUGGCCAAGGGUGGCCAGGCCAACAAUGCGCCAAUGAACCAUGCCCAAAUGUCAAAUGAUGCUCGAUCCGCAGCUGCCCGACGUGUCUCCCAGAACACCAACGGUACCAGUGUUGGGGAUGCAUCUGAUCGUGAAUCCGCCAAACCCGCCAAGGGUAAGGGCAAAAAGAACACCAAGGGCUCCACCAAUAACCGCCGCAAGGCCGAAGAGGCCCCGAAGGGUUCCAACAAAAGGGCUAAACCCAACAUGGAUAUGCCUUCGGAUAUGGAUGACGAGGACGAAGACGACGAUGAUAUGAAGCAAUUCCCAAUGGAUACCAAGAAGAUGACCGAUGAGGAGAAACGACGCAAUUUCCUAGAGCGGAAUCGUGUCGCGGCUUUGAAAUGUCGUCAACGGAAGAAGCAGUGGCUGGCUAACCUUCAAAACAAGGUGGAGCUUUUCACCUCAGAAAAUGAUGCCCUUACUGCGACGGUGACUCAACUACGUGAAGAGAUUGUCAACCUCAAGACUCUUUUGCUGGCACACAAAGACUGCCCGGUCUCCCAGGCUCAAGGGCUCGGUCCCCUUAUGAUGAACGGCAUGUCAGCCGGAUACGAUCACCACGGGUAUAACAUGCCGCCCAACAUGGGUAUGCAGGGCGGCAUCCCUACUCAGGGCAUGCGUCGGUGA
Messenger RNA from Penicillium roqueforti, 1365 nucleotides. It is a transcript of the gene atfA, whose product is annotated as bZIP transcription factor atfA. Gene Ontology annotation, biological process: regulation of transcription by RNA polymerase II. Bases 1 to 1365 code for a protein of 454 amino acids. The record is from RefSeq and is a predicted model, not a curated record. The transcript has 3 exons. Gene Ontology annotation, molecular function: RNA polymerase II cis-regulatory region sequence-specific DNA binding; DNA-binding transcription factor activity, RNA polymerase II-specific. NCBI's taxonomy places the organism in Eukaryota, Fungi, Ascomycota, Eurotiomycetes, Eurotiales, Aspergillaceae.